AUGAGAAAUUCGAUCAAAUUCCUCGCGUACGUUCUCUCGAUCGCGAGCGUCUCCUUACGGAGCGAUGAUAAAGGCAACGCUGGCGUCUUGGUCUUUCGUUCGGUCUCGGCUUCCUCCGCUGCCGAAACGACGACGACGACGAGUGAAACAACCGCGAGUGAUGAUGAUGGAGCGAUUGAACUCACCCCGACUGCCUUUCGAGCGCAACUGCAAGCGAAACCAUCCGACGAGAAGUAUUUCGCAAAGUUUUACGCCCCGUGGUGCGGCCACUGUAAAUCGAUGGCGAAAGAUUGGGACGCUUUGGCAGCGGAGAUGAAAUCGGAAGGACGAAGUGAUUUGAAACUGUUCUCGGUGGACGCGUCGACGCAAGCGGAAGCGUCCGUGGCGAAAGAGUUUGAGAUUAAAUCGUUCCCGACGUUGAUGUACUUUGAAGACGGGAAGAUGUUUCCGUAUUCCGGCGGCGCGAGGACGAAGGAAGCGUUGGGGAACUAUUUGGCGUCCGAGAAUAAGAAAGACGCGAGGAAGUUUUCGUUCAAGGGCGAGAGCUUCAAGUUGCAACAACCCGGUGUGUUCGUUCGAGCGAAGAAGUUUUGGGAGGAGUCUUUGCAAGUGAUCGCGCAGGUGUAUAAGCACAAGGCUGGGGCGGUGUACGUUUUGUACGGCGCCGGAUUGGUCACCGGUAUUUCGUUCGCGAGUUUGUUCUUCGUGGUCGUGCAAAGAACCGGCGGCGACGGUAAGAAGUCGAAAGCCGCCGCGAAGGGUAAAGGCUCGGCGAAGAAGACGAAUUAA
Molecule: messenger RNA, 789 nt
Organism: Bathycoccus prasinos
Lineage: Eukaryota; Viridiplantae; Chlorophyta; Mamiellophyceae; Mamiellales; Bathycoccaceae
Exons: 1
Coding region: 1-789 (262 amino acids)
Biological process (GO): protein folding
Cellular component (GO): endoplasmic reticulum
Molecular function (GO): protein disulfide isomerase activity
Source: RefSeq, a predicted model, not a curated record